Mercenaria mercenaria is the source of this 1416-nucleotide messenger RNA. RefSeq names its product tolloid-like protein 2. The record is from RefSeq and is a predicted model, not a curated record. The transcript has 9 exons. Lineage: Eukaryota; Metazoa; Mollusca; Bivalvia; Venerida; Veneridae. Bases 487 to 1416 code for a protein of 309 amino acids.
AUUAAAAAAUCUUGAUACGAAAUAUGUAAACCAAAAAUAAAAUGUACGUAUUAUAUUUAAAGGACUACCAAGGACCGCGAAAAAGAUGUUGGGUAAGUGGAUUAUUACCCUGAUCUGGAUGCAUUUUGCAUUAGUUGUCAUUGGACAAUCACCGACACCAGGCACUGAUCCCCGUCACCAGGCACUGACCCCCCUGGUGAUGGUACCACCACCACCACAACAACAACAACAACAACUUUAGCUCCUGAUACCACCACCACAACAACAACAACAACUUUAGCUCCUGAUACCACCACCACAACAACAACUUUAGCUCCUGAUACCACCACCACAACAACAACAGCAGCUCCUGAUACGACAACAACAACAACAACAGCAGCUCCUAGUACCACAACAGCUGAUCCUGGCUGCAAUCAGACAUUAACAGCAACUCUAACAACUUCAUAUUUUACAACUGUGAAUUAUCCAUACAACUAUGACAGCAAUAUGAACUGUCAUAUACUGAUUACGUCUCCAACAGAUACGGCAAUUACGUUAACUUUUCUCGCUUUUACGUUUGAAGCUGACACGUAUUGCACGUACGACAAUUUUGCAGUCUACGAUUAUUCCACUGUGGAUGGAUCUACGUCUCUCAUUGGAACAUACUGCGGGACCAACGCACCAGGGAGUAUUCUAAGUAACAACAAUGCAUUGUACAUAGUAAUAUACAGUGACGGUUCUAUACAGCGCACUGGGGCUAAUGUUGGUUACGUAUAUUCGAACAACUCUUACCCAAAUUGCAAGGCUGGCUACACAUCAUAUACAGCCACGAGUACCGUACUGUCUUUGAGCAACACGAAUUCUCCAUACCUGAGCAAUCAGGACGAGUACUUUCUUGUGGAGAAUCCAACAGGUGGUAAUCUUAUUCUACAGUUGUCCGCAAUGAGCAUUGAACGGGCGUCGGGAUGCACAUAUGAUAGGCUGACCAUCUACAACGGUGCUUGCACAAAGAAUUCUGUAUUAGAUAUACACUGUGGAACAUUCUUGAAGAGAUGGGAGUUAACAGGCACUGAAUAUCUCGUGCAUUUUCAUUCUGACAGCAGCAUAGAAAAGAAUGGGUUUACUUUACAAUAUUUUCUAGGUGUAUCUGGAACAGGAGCUCCGACCACCACCACAACUACUAUUGGUCCGCCAGUGUCCGCCGAGGUGUUCCUAAUCAAUGACGUACUGACCAACUACAGUACUGAAAACUUUCCAGUCAGGAAUUUAUCUACCCCUGUUGAAUCAGUUGUAGAAGUGUAUUUAGCAGGCGUCAACAGUUUGGACGAGGUACCAGAAUUCAGUAUCAUCUCCUUCUCUUUAAGUCGUAAUAUAUCAGUAUGGUUACAAGUAAUGUCCCUGUCUGGGUUCAAAUGGGUGUGGGCAAAUAUCUGGUGA